Molecule: messenger RNA, 1008 nt
Organism: Penaeus chinensis
Lineage: Eukaryota; Metazoa; Arthropoda; Malacostraca; Decapoda; Penaeidae
Product: probable methyltransferase-like protein 24
Exons: 6
Coding region: 112-948 (278 amino acids)
Source: RefSeq, a predicted model, not a curated record
AACAGAAGAAGAAGAAGAAAAAGAAGCACACAAAUCAACAAAAUAAUAAAUACAUAGGCAAAAAAUAUAUAAAAUAAUAUACAAACAUAUUCAUACAAAUAACGAACGAAUAUGAUGUUCAGGGCAUCGGAUUUCACAUUGAGCAAUAAAAUACGUUUCAUUCUAUCGGCAUGGGCGUGUCUAGUACUCUUUGCCGUGCUUGGUGGGCGUACAGACGUGUUGCAACCUACUUUUGCUGCACAUAGUAACCUGCAACACACGCCGCGGACCUUAAGGACCGCGGAGGGCAGCAGUAUCUCCAAAGGUCUUCUGAAGGACCCUGUUGAGUACUUUGAGUCCCUUGCAAAGACAAACGGAUAUUGCAGAAAGCUGGUAACUUUUGGAGGAUCAUCGUGUAAGAGGCUAGUGGAUGGAGAUAAACUGGUGUGUUUAGACGACCACCUGGCUAUACCGAAGAAGGACUGUCUCGUGUAUUCCUUCGGCGCGGGUGAUGACGUUAGCUUCGAGGACGCCAUGAUAAACUAUGCGGGUUGUGAACUUCAUUUGUUCGACCCGACCGUGAACGCCUCGGAAUUUAUGGAUAGCGACGAGAAAAUCAAGUUCCACCAAAUAGGACUCGGUGACAGCGAAAAGGUUGUGUCCAGCAAGCAGUCAUCCAAGGUCUUUGUACUCAAGCCCUUCGAUAGCAUUCUGCGGCAAAAUGGUCACGUUGGAAGAACCAUUCACUAUCUCAAGCUUGAUAUAGAAUCCAGUGAAUGGGAGGUACUUCCAUAUAUGUUAGAAAAGGGGUUACUGGACAAUGUGUGGCAGCUGGCGAUGGAGGUGCACAGCAAUUUCCUGAAGAAUCUGCCGUUUGAUACCUGGAUGAAACACUUACAGAGACAACACGACAUCCUGUUAAGCCUAGAAGCAAUCGGCUUCCGGAAAAUCAGUUACAAGGAAACAUGAACAUGAUCGGUUUCGUGAAGAUUCCCUCCGAGGAAGGGGAGAGGCCGGCGUGCGGGGAGG